CGGCAUUGGGAGUGCACAUUGCUCUUGUCCCGUAUGUGAAUGGCUCUCGUGCCGAUACUGAGGGCGCUGUGCUGAUGGAAGAGCCCAAGAGUUUAAACGGCAAAAGUGAACGGGAGCUCGUCUCAGCGGAGUCGAAUCUUGCACUUGCUUCACUUUUUUCCCCUCUGCCUCUCUCUCUCUCUCUUUCUCCCUCCUCUCUCAGGUCGAAACUAACCGCGACACAAGUGGCAGCUUUUGCAACAGGGGGUUUUAAGGAUAUUACAAUCUUCCUAAGCAUGCCGAGCCCUCCUCGCAGCUCGUAAAUCCGCCUCAGUUUUGCUUCGCACUGCCACAUGCCUCACGGCGGAUGCCAGCGCGCAGCGCGGAGCGGAGAAUGAACCAAGCGCGAGUUUUGUAACGCAUCCGGACGACUUUUUCUAUCCAUCUUUUUCUAUUCAAAUGACCGCAAGAUGAAAUAAUCGCUCCUCUCAGCGCUUCAUCACCACAGUUUCACUCAUGGCUCUGUGAAAUCUCCGUGCGCUUCCAUCCAUCCGUCGUCGGGACUUUUUUUGUCUAAGGCUGCACUUAAAGAUAAUGCCGAAAGUUUGGAUAUACGGCUUUAACAGUACAGAAGGCUACAGUAGAUGUGUGUAACUCGAGGCGGGGUUAAAGUUCAGCUCUAUGGAGCGCUGAAGCGUCGCGCGCACUUCGCAGAGUUGGAAAUGUGAAAGCAAGAAGCAAGGCUUUAUUUUCCCUCUCUCCCUUCUUCUCUGUCUCUUUUUUUUCUCUUUUCAUACACACAUAUACAUACACACCCCAUACAUUCACAUACACACACCCUCUCUCACACACGCACACACACACACACAUACACACACACACACACACACACACACACAACAUAUACAUCGCCAAUUCAGGAGUUAAAACCGACAGAUAUGUAUUCUCCGCUAUGCCUAACACAGGAUGAAUUCCAUCCUUUCAUUGAAGCACUGCUGCCCCAUGUGAAAGCGUUCGCCUACACUUGGUUCAACUUGCAGGCCCGCAAGAGAAAAUACUUCAAGAAGCACGAGAAGCGUAUGUCUAAGGAAGAGGAGCGAGCCGUGAAGGACGAACUGCUCAGCGAGAAGCCGGAGGUCAAGCAGAAAUGGGCAUCGCGGCUGCUGGCCAAACUCCGCAAGGACAUCCGGCCGGAGUUCCGUGAGGAUUUUGUGCUCACUGUCACCGGGAAGAAGCCCCCUUGCUGUGUGCUCUCCAACCCCGACCAAAAGGGCAAGAUCAGGAGAAUCGACUGCCUGCGUCAGGCGGACAAAGUGUGGCGCUUGGACCUGGUCAUGGUGAUUUUAUUCAAAGGUAUUCCGCUUGAAAGUACUGACGGCGAAAGGCUGGUUAAGUCUCCGCAGUGUUCGAAUCCAGGGCUGUGCGUGCAGCCACAUCACAUAGGAGUUUCCGUAAAGGAGCUCGACCUGUACCUGGCAUACUUUGUCCAUGCAGAAACAGGGCAGUCUGAAAGUCCGAACCAGCCCAGUGAAAGUGACAUCAAAGACCAGCCGGAAAAUGGGCACCUUGGCUUCCAGGACAGUUUCAUCACAUCAGGUGUCUUCACCGUCUCUGAGCUUGUGCGAGUCUCACAGACCCCCAUCGCAGCAGGGACGGGGCCCAACUUCUCGUUGGCAGACCUGGACAGCUCUUCCUACUACAGUAUGAGCCCUGGGGCCAUGAGGCGCCCCCUACCCAGCACUUCUUCUAGCAGUUCUGCAAAGCGUAUCAAAUGCAUGGAGGAUGAGGUGGACAGCCCGGGAGAGGAGUCCUACUACCCAGGUCAGGGACGCUCGCCCGGAAGCGUUAGCCAAGCCAGCAGCUGGCACGAAGUAGAGCCAGCUGGAUAUAAACUGCGUGGCUCGCUAGCUAGUUCGUUCAUCUCAAGACAAGGGAUGCCAUCGCCUACCACAUUAAAGAAGUCAGAGAAGUCUGGUUUCAGCAGCCAUGUGCCUUCGCAGACCGCUUCCCCUCGAACGGCAUUCACACACCAUCAUCGACCUGUCAUUACAGGACCCAGAGCGAGUCCUCACGCCACGCCGUCAAGUCUUCAUUUCCCAACAUCGCCAAUCAUCCAGCAGCCUGGCUCGUACUUCUCCCACCAUGCCAUCCGCUACCACCCCCAGGAAUCACUCAAGGAGUUUGUCCAACUUGUCUGUCCUGACAGUGGUCAGCAAGCUGGUCAGGUGGGCUUCCUUAAUCCCAAUGGGAGCAGUCAGGGGAAGGUGCACAACCCGUUCCUGCCCACUCCCAUGUUGCCACCUCCUCCACCUCCCCCGAUGGCGCGACCCGUGCCCCUGCCCGUGCCAGACUCCAAACCUCCCUCCACCUCCACAGAGGGAGGCGGCAACUCCCCCACCUCGCCAACCUACUCCACGCCGAGCACGUCUCCCGCUCAGCGCUUUGUCAGCGUGGGCCCCAGAGACCCCAGCUUUGUAAAUAUCCCUCAGCAGCCUCAGUGGUACCUGGGCUAAAGACUCCCGACACGGACCGGACGCUCCCGAGGUCACACGACCACCCCCUCUGUCUCCCCUGAGUACGACCCGCAAACAUGUACACCAGUCUGAACAGAGAGAAGCCACUUGCUGCCCCAGUACAGACCCACAGCAUGGCUCCAGCAGAACCCCGCCAAGCCCUGGAACAAGAGGAACCGAAUCAAUGCGCUUACACCCACUUACUAUAUAUCUAUAUAGUCCAUAUGUAUUCUUCCAUAUGUAUGGUUUACAUGCCUAUAUUCAUAUAUAGUAGCUGUCCAGCUCUUCUGAGGGUGGAGCUCGGAAAAAAAAUGAAGAGCUUUGUUUUUUCGGAAAUGUGCACGUUUUUUUUUGUUUGUUUGUUUUUUUUGGUUCACCCUCACAGAUAGAUGAGGAAAACAUAACAUGACGCAAUCAAAGAGCUUCCCGCAUUUGUGCCUGUGGUCUUAAACUGAAUUCUAAGGCGUUUCCAACACAGUCUAUGGCCAAGGGUCGCAAACCCACAACCACCUGGAGGUCGGAGCUCUGCCUUUCAAUCACUCGUGUUUUGACGGAUCAAUCCGGUUUCCUUAUCGGUGAAUGUUGGAGGUUUCGCUUGGAUCAGAUAUGCCACCAGCUAAAAUCUCUAUUGCGUCUUCUGGCCAGGACCAUUUCCUCCCCUUACACUAUCAUCAUCACCACCAUCAAUACCAUCUCAGAUCAAGAACUGUCAAGGACUUAACCGAACCCAAUUUUUUUCAGUUGUUUUGUGUCAUUUGGGGGCAAGCGAUGAAGUCAUGAACGGUGAUGUUUGAAAUCAGGUCAUUUUACGGUAUGCUAACGGGAGAUCUCCCCACUUGGAGGCAUGUUCAUAUUUUGUGUUUUUCGUACAAAAAAUAUUGCGAUUCUACUAAACCCCAGCGGAAGGUCUGUCGCAGGCCAAGGGCCUAGUAAAUGUUCAAUCUUCCAUAAACUUCAAGAAAAGGUUAACAGUGAAUACUGAAUUGAGGAAAGUGCAAUUUUGUUGGGUAGAUGUUGGAUUGUUAAAUAUCUUUGUAAGCUAGAUCGUUAAAGCGAUUGUUGAAAAGUAUAUAUAUAUAAAUAUAUAUAUGUAUAUAUAUAUAUAUAUAUAUAUAUAUAUAUUUCUUCCUAGUCCAUUCACACCUCCAGGACUCUAAAAUAUCGGGGUACAAAAAAGAAAAAAAACACAUAAAGAGAAAAUUAGAACAAAUAGCCUUGUGAGAAAUAAGGGGAGCUGUAAUUGAUUUUUCUGUUGUUGUUUUUUAUGUGUUUGUUUGUUCAUCUUUUGUUAGCAUUGUAGAACAAAUAUCCCUUUAAGAAAUUUCAACGUUUAAACAAUCAAUUUAGUUUUCAAAAUGCUACAGCAGUUAUUUUGAUUUAACCGAGCACAUACUGAAAUACAUACUGUAAGAAAAAUAGUCAUUUGCGAAAUCAUGAAAGUAAAUAUUGACUGUUUAAGUUUGUUUGAACAUGAAAGGCGAAAUACUGAACUAACUUCCUUGUAGACACUUAUGAAAGUGUCGUGCAAAAAUGUGAAGAUCAAAAAAUGCAUCCAGCUUCUCUCGCAUGCAAUUUUUGUUGCUUUUUUUUUGAGUUUCAUUUUUUGUUUGUUUCCUGUACGAAACAUAUAUAGAUAUAUAUAAAUAUAUACACUUACAGUCUCAUCCACCGUCGAACAAAGCUCAGUAAAGUUUUUUUUUUAAAUUAAAGAAAAUAAUCUGCAUGUUCUAGUGUUAGUGACAAAUUUUAACAUAGAUUACGUAGAGUUAAAGUAGUGUGAAAAAUAUUGUAAUCCCAACAUCGGGCACUUGCCGAUCAAGUAUUUGUUUGGUCAAACAAAAGGGUAUUUUUACUGCUGUUCUCACAAUCAACCAGCUAAACAUCUCUCUGACUCUUCUUAGCUUGUCGUCAUUUCUAUAAAGUCUCCCUUCCUCCUUUAUUCCCGUCAGAACAAUCAUUUUCAUAUGUACACACGUCAUCGCCCCUUUCAAACUGCACGAACAAUUCCACAUCGAUGUGCCUUGAGCGAUGGUCUAGUUCUGAGUUAUUGCACAAGCUGCAAUGUGGAGACUUUUUUUACCACACCUUCCACAUGUAGUCAAUUUGGAGAGUGUGAAAUUAGUGUUAAUUGAUAAUACACAGUGUUGCUCUCCAUUUAACUACAUAUCGCCACUUUCAGUUAUCCAUUGCUUCGAAAAUCCCAUGGUUUACACUUCACUUCAGAAAAAGUAUAAUAUGAAGGUUUUUAUGUCAUCAAGCCCUUUUUCUCUGAUUUAUCAGUAGUAGAUUGAUAUUUAUGGAUGUUGCUGCAAUUUCUAAAUGACGACUACUUUUUCUUUUCAGUCUUCCUUUUUUUCUGUUCCCAGAGACGAAUAAUGAUAAUAAUGAGAUUAAUAUGCAAUACUUGCUUGCACUCAUGUAGAUUUUUUUUUUUCUUCACUUUCAUUUUUUUACGACCAAAGUGAGCACUUGACAGGUCAAGUGGCUGAACGUCAGUGUGUUUCUCAUGCACAUGACACGAAAAAACGCCAUUGAUCAGCCUCACUUGGGUUUCACGCAACCAGUCAUCAGUGUUUCCGUAUAUUUUGUGUUUUUCGGUCAUAAUCAAGCCUUAAAAACAAGGAAACUUCCUUUCAAUCAUAAACACGCAAAAGCGAACACGUCCAGGACAAAAAAUAUGCCCAGUUUUUGUACAUUUUGACAAAGUUCCAUGUUAUAUUAAUUGUUUACCUGUUUAUUUUCUAUUGCAUAUAUCAUAUAAGAAAAAAAAAUUAUGGGGACGAAUUUCCCAGACAUAUGAUGUGAUGGUUUAGUAGUUACACUUGUGUGUGUGUGUGUUUUUAUUAUUUUUAUUUUUGUCAUUGUUCUUGCCUACCCUUUAGAAAUGAGUUGGGCAUUACUUUCUUAAUUGUCUGCACUAAAUAUAAAAAAAUGAAAAUUGUGAUAAUUUAGAAAAAAAUACAGAAGAUAAAGCUUCCAGGACUUAAAAGUGCGAAGGGAAACAUGAUUGCACGGAUAUUUUUUUGUCACAGAGACCUUGUUUAGAGCAGCCUGGCAUCUAAUCAGCGAGAUUGGCUGUGUGUGUAAAAUAAUGACAAAAUUGCACCCUUUUUAAAGAAAGAAAAAAAGAGAAAAAUAGUUUUUAAGCAAUAGUUUGGGCAGUCUGUUUUGUUCUCGUGUUGUGUGUGUAAUUAAGUUUUUUGGUACAGCAUUGGAGAAGAUGCAGGAGAAGCGAACAAACUGAAUGGAUUAGAUACGAGAGUUAGGGCGGACACACCCGAGUAUGGGAGAUUUGAUGUUUGUAUAUUGUAUAGUUUUAUUAAUUACACUGAUUUUAAAGCUGCCCUAUUUUAUAAUGCAGGACUUUUGUAACAUUGAUUAAAUGAGGAAAAACUAGCGUUGUGAAUUUUCUGAUUGUUUGUAUUAAGGCCACAAAUAUAGAACUGGUUUUGUUUGUCCUCUGGGGAACUGGAUUUAAGUUGAAAACUUCCUGUUUCCUGUUUUUCUUUCUUUUUGUUGCUUUUUGCUUUCCUUUUUGUAUGUAUUUAAGGACUUAUUUCUUCUUUCGAUGGUAUAGAAGUAAUCCUAUACUUGAAAAGUGUAGGAUGUUGAGGUGAAAACCCCAUUGUAAAUGGAUGUUACAAGUAUGCUGUAUGUUUUGAAGGUUAUUUGUUGCAUCAGUGUUGAUGAAGCUAAAUCUAGAUAUUCUGAGGAUGUUGGUAAGAAGAGAACGUUUUUAUGCAUUUUAAAAUUAGUUUUAGGCAGAAGACAAUGACAUAGACAGCCAAAGGAUGCCCCUAUUAUAAAUGCAUCUAGGCAUCUUUUUGUGUUCACCAUUCCAUGCAGGAAAAUAAACCGCUUGAUAUGCAA
Carassius carassius (crucian carp) is the source of this 6362-nucleotide messenger RNA. RefSeq names its product nuclear factor 1 A-type. The record is from RefSeq and is a predicted model, not a curated record. The transcript is spliced from 12 exons. NCBI's taxonomy places the organism in Eukaryota, Metazoa, Chordata, Actinopteri, Cypriniformes, Cyprinidae. Gene Ontology annotation, biological process: regulation of transcription by RNA polymerase II. Gene Ontology annotation, cellular component: nucleus. Bases 918 to 2492 code for a protein of 524 amino acids. Gene Ontology annotation, molecular function: RNA polymerase II cis-regulatory region sequence-specific DNA binding; DNA-binding transcription factor activity, RNA polymerase II-specific.